AUGAGAAGAUAUUGUAGUUUCGUCCUAGGAGUUCUAUUUCUAUCAUCGGUCCAUGGAUUCUACCUGCCAGGUUUGGCACCGAAUGUAUUCUGUCGACCUGGCGCGGGGAUACAGGACUCCAAAUGCAAAACAAAGGUUGAAGUGUUCGCCAAUCGUCUUGAUUCUGUGGAAUCUGUUUUACCUUAUGAAUAUUCUUACUUUGAUUUCUGUGGAGUCGCUGAUGAACCGUCGCCUGUCGAGAACCUUGGCCAAGUUUUAUUCGGCGAACGUAUUCGUCCGUCACCUUAUAAAUUCGAUUUUCUCAAACCCGAUGAUUGUCAUUUGGUUUGCACGAAACGCUUUGCUGCAACAGAUGCAAUUCGACAAAAAAUGUUAAAACGUUUAAUGAAAGGAAUGGUUUUGAAUUAUCAACAACACUGGAUCGUCGACAACAUGCCUGUUACAUUGUGUUACAAAAACACUGAAAAUCAAGAGUAUUGCUCACGUGGAUUUCCAAUUGGCUGUUACGUAACAAAGAGCGGACAUUCAAAAGAAUCAUGUAACAUUCGCGACGGAAAAAAUGAUACAUUUUAUGUCUUCAACCAUUUGGAUUUUGAAAUCACUUAUCAUAGCGGUCAAGAUGAAACAUGGGGAACUGCUUUCCGUGACGAUGGUGGUCGAAUUAUUGCGGCGAAAGUACAAGUGAAUAGUUUAAAUUCAGAUAAAUGUGAUCGUAGCGCCGAUCCUAUCAUGUUUUCAUCAUCAGCAACAGAUGUCGAAAUUCCAUUUACAUAUAGUGUGAAGUUUACUAAAAACAAUGAGAUUCGCUGGGCUAGUCGAUGGGAUUAUAUCUUAAAAUCAUUACCGCAAACGCGUAUUCAAUGGUUUUCAAUCUUAAAUUCAUUAGUUAUUGUUCUGUUCUUGUCCGGCAUGGUUGCCAUGAUUCUUUUACGUACGUUACACAAAGAUAUUGCUCGAUAUAAUCAAAUGGUUGAUGCUGACGAUGCACAAGAAGAAUUCGGAUGGAAAUUAGUGCAUGGCGAUGUCUUUCGACCACCACAGAAAGGCAUGCUCCUUUCGGUCCUCAUCGGCAAUGGCGUUCAAAUCGGUAUUAUGUCAUUGAUCACUCUGAUUUUUGCUUGCCUUGGAUUUCUUUCGCCGGCAAGUCGUGGUGCUUUGAUGACAUGUGCUAUUGUCUGUUAUGUCUUGUUGGGAACGCCAGCUGGUUAUACAUCAGCUCGUUUGUAUAAGAUGUUCGGUGGUGAAAGAUGGAAGAAGAACGUUUUAAUGACUGCCGUUGCGUGUCCUGGAGUUAUCUUUGCGAUAUUCUUCGUUUUAAACCUUGUCCUGUGGGCAAAUGGAAGUUCAGCGGCGAUUCCAUUCACAACAUUUCUGGCAUUACUUGCUCUUUGGUUCUGUGUCUCGACGCCCUUGGUAUUCAUCGGAGCAUACCUCGGCUUUAAACGCCCCGUUUCGGAAAAUCCUGUUCGAACAAAUCAAAUCCCACGACAAGUUCCCGAACAAACCUUAUACACAAAACCACUACCAGGUAUUCUCAUGGGAGGAAUCCUGCCAUUUGGUUGUAUUUUCAUUCAGUUAUUCUUCAUCCUAAACAGUAUUUGGGCACAUCAAUAUUACUACUUUUUCGGAUUUUUACUUGUUGUCUAUGUCAUUCUGGUCAUCACAUGUUCCGAAACAACAAUUCUUCUCUGCUAUUUUCAUUUAUGCGCUGAGGAUUAUAACUGGUGGUGGCGUUCAUUUUUAACAUCAGGUUUCACUGCAGUUUACUUCUUCCUCUACUCGAUUUAUUAUUUCGCAACUAAACUGGAAAUAUCCGAUGGAACAUCAACAUUUCUGUAUUUUGGAUAUACAUUAAUGUUAACCUUCAUUCUUUUCAUAUUUACCGGUACAAUCGGAUUUCUUGCUUGUUUCUGGUUUGUUCGUAUAAUUUACUCUGUCAUCAAAGUAGACUAA
Molecule: messenger RNA, 1953 nt
Organism: Adineta ricciae
Lineage: Eukaryota; Metazoa; Rotifera; Eurotatoria; Adinetida; Adinetidae
Source: the annotation of a GenBank genome assembly